UCCUUCCUUCCUGCCUCUGGCCGCACGGUUCGCGUUAUGGGUCAGAGCCUCCGAUCCGCCGGCAAUACCUGAGGAUCCCGGAGCCCGCCCCCGCCAUGGAGGAGGACCAAGAGCUGGAGAGAAAAAUAUCUGGAUUGAAGACCUCAGUGGCCGAAGGCGAGAGGAAGACAGCCCUGGAAAUGGUCCAGGCGGCUGGGACAGAUAGAUGCUGUGUGACGUUUGUUUUGCAUGAGGAGGACCAUACCUUGGGAAACUCUCUGCGGUACAUGAUCAUGAAGAACCCAGAAGUGGAAUUUUGUGGUUACACCACGACCCAUCCUUCAGAGAACAAAAUUAAUUUACGCAUUCAGACUCGAGGUGCCCUCCCGGCUGUGGAGACGUUUCAGAGAGGGCUGAAUGAGCUCAUGAAUGUCUGCCAGCAUGUGCUUGACAAGUUUGAGGCCAGCAUCCAGCACUAUAAGGAGCAAAAGGCCAGCAAAAGUGAAUCCACGUUCUAGUCCGUUCCACAGGCUACAAGGAGGAGCAUCUGGGAUAACUCCCUUUGCUGUUGUACAGAACCCAGAAUUAGCAGUUUGUGAUUGUAGCAUGUCCUGCCCUUCCAAAAAGUGUGCUAGCUAUGAACUCAUUCAUCACAGCUGUUGGAAAUCCUGCAAGAACCUCUGCAUUC
Ochotona princeps (American pika) is the source of this 667-nucleotide messenger RNA. It is a transcript of the gene POLR1D, whose product is annotated as RNA polymerase I and III subunit D. NCBI's taxonomy places the organism in Eukaryota, Metazoa, Chordata, Mammalia, Lagomorpha, Ochotonidae. The record is from RefSeq and is a predicted model, not a curated record. Gene Ontology annotation, molecular function: DNA binding; DNA-directed RNA polymerase activity; protein dimerization activity. Gene Ontology annotation, cellular component: RNA polymerase I complex; RNA polymerase III complex. Gene Ontology annotation, biological process: DNA-templated transcription. The transcript is spliced from 2 exons. Bases 96 to 497 code for a protein of 133 amino acids.